Messenger RNA from Anopheles funestus (African malaria mosquito), 1096 nucleotides. RefSeq names its product 3-oxoacyl-[acyl-carrier-protein] reductase FabG-like. The record is from RefSeq and is a predicted model, not a curated record. The transcript has a single exon. Gene Ontology annotation, molecular function: oxidoreductase activity. NCBI's taxonomy places the organism in Eukaryota, Metazoa, Arthropoda, Insecta, Diptera, Culicidae. Bases 236 to 994 code for a protein of 252 amino acids.
GAUCUACUUGAUCCGCACUAUUCGAUCGUUAAAAAUACGAUCCACAGCUCAUUUGACAACUAGUGCUCGUGUAUACACGCCUUCAUCAAAUCUUAUCGCGCUGAACCAGCUGUCCCUGCCUGCUUUGGUCAUUUUAAUACCCGUUACUAAGUGCAACCAAACGGAGCCGGAACAACAACAACAUUGUCGUUGACGUUAUAUAACAAUCACAAUAAAAAAAAUAGAUCUGUCCAUCAUGAAUCUGGCCGGUAAGGUGGUGCUCAUCACUGGCGCUAGCAGUGGAAUCGGUGCGGCGACCGCACUCAAAUUCUCCCAACUCGGUGCCUCCGUUGCGCUGAGCGGACGGAAAGUGGACAAUCUGAAUGAGGUCGCCAAGCAGUGUGCCGGAGCACCGUUUGUUGUUGCCGGGGACAUUACGAAGGAAGCCGAUACGGAGCGCAUACUGAAGGCGACGCUCGAGAAGUAUGGCAAGCUGGACGUGCUGGUCAACAAUGCGGGCAUCAUCGAGACCGGCACCAUCGAGACGACCAGCCUGGAGCAGUUCGAUCGUGUGAUGAACACAAACAUCCGCUCGGUGUACCACCUCACGAUGCUGGCGGUGCCGCAUCUGAUCAAAUCGCAGGGCAACGUGGUAAACGUGUCCAGUGUGAACGGUAUCCGAUCGUUCCCCGGCGUGUUGGCGUACAACAUCUCGAAGAUUUCCGUCGAUCAGUUCACGCGCUGCGUUGCGCUUGAACUGGCGGCCAAGGGAGUGCGCGUGAACUGUGUAAAUCCGGGCGUAACGGUCACCAAUCUGCACAAGCGCGGCGGAAUGGAUGAGCAGACGUAUGCCAAGUUUUUGGAGCAUUCCAAAAACACGCAUGCCAUGGGACGGCCGGGACAGGCGUCGGAGGUGGCCGAUGCCAUCGUUUUUCUGGCAAGUGACGCUUCGUCGUUCAUCACCGGAGCCAGUUUGCCGGUUGACGGUGGCCGUCAUGCGAUGUGUCCUCGUUAGAGGAUCAACUAUUUACUAUGUAAGAUAAAAAUAUGCAUUCUCUCACCCAUGUGUUACAGUGAUAAAAUUGUUUUACUUCGAAUAAACCGUUCGAAAGAUAAA